Messenger RNA from Anneissia japonica, 4449 nucleotides. RefSeq names its product DIS3-like exonuclease 1. Gene Ontology annotation, molecular function: 3'-5'-RNA exonuclease activity; RNA binding. The record is from RefSeq and is a predicted model, not a curated record. Bases 189 to 3293 code for a protein of 1034 amino acids. The transcript is spliced from 25 exons. Gene Ontology annotation, biological process: rRNA catabolic process. Gene Ontology annotation, cellular component: cytoplasmic exosome (RNase complex). NCBI's taxonomy places the organism in Eukaryota, Metazoa, Echinodermata, Crinoidea, Comatulida, Comatulidae.
AAUAUCAGAAAUGUGCAUGGUUAUGAUGAGAACACAUAUCCAACACCUAGCCUCGGGCUAGGGAAUAUUCGGGCUAGGCAGGCACCCUGCUAUAUCGCGGAUGUUGGUGUUGUUAAUGAAACUGUGCAGGAUGUUCAAACGUAAUACGUGUAUUUUUACCGAAGUCCUAUGACUGAUAAAAUGUGAAGAUGGAGCAGGCUUUGCUUAAAAGAGACCGGUAUCACCACAUUAAAACGAAAACUGGAAGAAUUCUGCGAGUUGUACGUGAACAUUAUUUGAGGAAUUCUAUUGAUUGCAGUAGUGAUAUUUGCACAUCAGGAUGUAGUAGAGGUAGUUCAAGUUUACCCUCAGAUGUGACGCAUUAUCUGUUCCCGGAUGGUGGUAUCUGCAAAGAUUUCAUUGAGGUUUUGGAACUUGAUGAUUUUAAGGGCAUCACUUUUACUCAAACCUCAGUCAACAAUGUUCUAACUCCAGGAGGCAGAGCUACUGUCAAACGUCUCACACAAAAGGUUAGAGAUUCGAGAAAUGGCUGUAUCUAUUUUGCUAAUGAGUUCUUUGGUGAAACUUUCUGCGAGAGAUCAUCUGGAGACAAUCUUGAAGUAUGGCAAACAAAGCUUGUGUACAAGGCGGCUGUGUGGUACUACUAUCAUUUGAAUUGUCAGAAAGACAUUGUGAUGUUGACCGACAACAAAGACCUAAUUGAUGAACUGGUGAAUGAGACUCCUGGGGUGCAUGUGAUGUCAUUGAGUCAGUAUCUGUCGUUGUUUUGGCCAAAUUUAACGGAAGCAAAAGACAUGUUUGAAUCAUUAGCAGCAUCUUUACUGCUGUCAAAACAAAAAGGUGGGAAUAAGCAAUAUGAUAAUCACUUUCCACCGGAAGUUCUCCAGAUGCAUGUGAAAUCCUCAGAUCAAUAUUUUGAGGGAAUUCUGAAUGUAAAUAAGCAUCAUGCACAAAAAGAAGCAUUUAUUCAUGGGUUUGGUCAGAAAGAGCUAAAAUUAGAUUCUGAUAUCUUGGUUUCUGGGAUUACCGAUCGUAAUCGAGCAAUUCAUGGAGAUCGAGUUGUGGUCCAGCUACUCCCAAAAUCUCGGUGGAAAGGCAGAAUAUCAUCCUUAACACAAGAUAAUGAAAAUGAAGAUGAUUGUGAAGAGAAGGAAUGUCUACCAACUGCAAGGGUUGUUGGAAUUAUUCAAAGAAAUUGGAGGGACUAUGUGGCAACAUUACCGAAGGAAGAGAGACACAACGUUCAGAGUGGAAAAGCAGAAGCAGUGUUAGUAAUUCCAUUUGAUUACAGAAUACCUAAGAUCAGGAUAACAACAUCCCAAGUCAGCAGUCUUCAAGGUCAAAGAAUUAUGGUUAGAAUUGACUCAUGGGAAGCCAAUUCUCAAUAUCCCAACGGCCAUUUGGUUCGCAAGUUGGGACCAGUUGGUGAUUUAGAGACAGAAAUAGCAACUGUUAUGGUUGAGCAUCACUUAUCUGCAGCAGGUUUCUCAGAGUUGCAGCAACUUGAAUUACCAACAAACAGCAAAGAAAAUCCCUGGAAGCCCACAAAGCAGGAGAUAAGCAAAAGAUUGGAUUUACGACACUUACUUAUCUUCAGUAUUGAUCCAAAAGGAUGUGAGGAUGUGGAUGACACCCUCUCAAUUAGAGAGCUUCCAAAUGGUGAACUAGAGCUGGGUGUUCAUAUUGCUGAUGUCUCCCAUUUUGUGCAUCCUCAUUCUCUUACUGAUCUGGAAGCAAGGCAAAGAUCAACAACAGUGUACCUAGCUGAUCGACGAUAUGAUAUGCUACCGGCAAUCCUAAGUGCAGACCUCUGCUCAUUGGUUAGUGGCGUAGACCGCUAUGCAGUCAGUGUAAUCUGGCAUCUCGACAGCCACUCCUACCAAGUCAAUGAUGUAUGGUACGGCAGGACCAUCAUUAAAUCAGCUCAUAAAAUGUUCUAUGAGGCAGCUCAGGCAUUGCAUGAUGGGAAAGAUGUCAGAACAGAUAUUCCAGAACUCAAAAACAUGGAUCCAUCUGCUGUUGAAAAGAGGCUUCAAAAAUUGAAGUGGAGUGUGGACAAGCUUAUGGAUGUUGCCAGACAUUUGAAAGCUAACAGAGUGAAAGAGGGCGCUGUCCAACUAGAAGGCCUCGAGGUCAAGGUGGAGCUAAAUGAAGAACAAGAAAUUGAGAAUUUGAUUCCGAAACAGACCAUGGAAAUACAUGAAACAAUAGCUGAAUGCAUGAUUUUUGCCAAUCAUUGGGUUGCAAAAAGAAUAGUUGAAACCUACCCACAAUGCUCCUUGCUACGCUAUCAUCCUUUACCGAGACAAGAUCACUUCCAACAGCUUGUUGAAAGUGCCAAGGCUAAAGGCUUUGAAGUUGAUACAAGUACCAGUAAGACCUUAGCGGAUUCAUUAGACAAGUGUGUUGAUGCUAAUGAUGUGAAUGUGAAUGGCAUGUUGCGAUCCCUAGCAACCAAGGCUAUGUCCAAUGCUUUAUAUUUCUCAACUGGGAGCUUACCAAGAGAUCAGUUCUUUCACUAUGGAUUGGCCUUAGAUUGUUACACCCACUUCACAUCUCCUAUUCGUCGAUAUGCUGAUGUAAUUGUUCACCGAUUAUUAAUAGCUGCUGGGAAUAAUGACUCCAAUAGUGUUCUAAAUAAUAAAGAUCUCCAGGAAUUAUGUGAGCAUAUAAAUAAUAAGCACAGGGCUUCGCAGCAUGCCCAGAAGGACUCGCAGGAAUUGUUUCAAACAAUUUUUUUCAAAGACAAAAAUGCUGAGGUAGAUGAAUGUUGUACGGUAGAUGCUAUCAUAGAGAGCAUACGAUCAAAUGGUUUCUUAAUAUUUGUUCCAAGGUAUGGUAUGAAAGGGGCGGUGUUUUUAAAAGAUAAAAAUGGUCUUGUUCGUGACGCGACUGGACAAACCAAGCCAGUGUGGGUUGCAGGCUCGCUUUCAAGGUCUGGUUACUCUGUCACAGUAAACACACUCACUGGAUCUACUACCUACAAUUUAUUUGAUCAUGUGACUGUUCGUAUUACUGUGCAGUUAUCUGAUUGCCACUCGCAUUCCAUUAAGUACGAACUGGUGAGCAAUAAACCACAUGAAGAAAUGCAAACAGAGCAAGGAAACACAACUGUUAGUAAAGAUGCACUAGAGGGUGUUGUGAGUGCUGUAAGGGAAAUGCAUAUAGAUGCUGGUGACAGUCACGGUGUUGAUGUCAGUGUUGUUAAAGAUAAUCAAUUCAGCCAAAGCAAUUCGAAAAUGUAUCAAUUGUUGAACUAUUUUAGAACAAUGGCUCUUCAAGAAUGUUCAUAAUUUUGUUAUGUUUGUUAACAUGCAGAAGGCUGUUCAUUAAAUGCAUGUAGUAUCUCAAGAUGGUAUACUGUAUAUUCCUCCGGUGACCUUAUAAUUUCAUCUCAGUGAUUUUUUUAUAAUUCUUAACAUUCCAGAUCGGAGAAGCCUCAACAAAUAUAUUUUUGAUAUACUGUAAAAUGCUUUGAAAUGAUUGAAAAUUCAGGUGUUUUAAUACCAAUAAUUAGUUAAAAAUAUAUGAACUAUUAUGCUCAACUUGCAAUGGUUGAAGUAAACAAAUAUUAUAGAGGGCUCACUUUAUUUGACUUGUUCUAUUGACAGCAUGGUGAUUGGAUAGUUAAUUGUGCAUAAUUGGACGUUUUGAUGCCAAUGGAAAAAUUACUGUAUUAUAAUUUGCCAAAGGAACUUGCUUAGCAUGUGCUCUGAAAAUUAUGUUAAAGUGCUUUGUAUAAAAGUAUCUGAUUUGUUGAAUUUUGCAGAUUCAGUGAAUUCCUCGGUUAUAGCCUAUACUGUAAUUUCAAAGGGGACUUUUGAUACUGUUGUAAGAAGACUGCCCCAAAAUCUUAUUAAAUUAAGUUGUUUACCCACUGUUCACCACAAGGUUUCAUUUUCAGUUGGAACCAUAAAAUAAUUUAGUCAGUGUAAAUUUUCUUGUGCAUCACUUUCAGACUUUUGAGGAAAAGUUUAGCAAUAUUCCACAUUUGCAUGAUUUUAAUGUUGUAUACAUAAAAUAAAUUAAAAUAGGGCCUAUUGUAAGUAUAUUAUGUUUAAGGCCUUUAUUAAAAUCAAAUGAAUAAAAAUAAUAUGUAAUUAAGGAAUGCAUUGUGAAUAAAAUUCAUAUAUUUUCUAUCAAUUUUUUAUAUUCACACUCUUUUUGUAUAUUCUGUAGCAAUUCUUUAAAAAUAGACUAACAUGUAGGUGACAUGCUUAAAAAUGAUAAAAUUAAGGAAUACAUUAUUUUAAACUUGAAUAAAAAAUUAUUUUAGUCACCUACAUAAAAAUCAAAUGAUUAAAUUAUGAUAAUUAAAAUCAAAUGAUAAAAUGAUUAAAAAUGAAUUAAUAGCAUUCAGGGAUACAUUGCUCGUCUAUCAGUUGCUUUAGUAAACUUUAUGUAAAUACUAUUGUCAAAUUUGUAAAUAAAUAUGAAAUUGUUUUUGUA